Molecule: messenger RNA, 14856 nt
Organism: Scophthalmus maximus (turbot)
Lineage: Eukaryota; Metazoa; Chordata; Actinopteri; Pleuronectiformes; Scophthalmidae
Product: neuroblast differentiation-associated protein AHNAK
Exons: 7
Coding region: 294-12836 (4180 amino acids)
Biological process (GO): regulation of RNA splicing; peripheral nervous system myelin maintenance
Cellular component (GO): cytoplasm; nucleus
Molecular function (GO): protein binding
Source: RefSeq, a predicted model, not a curated record
AUAACGAAGUUACUGUGCUGCGCUGUAGGUCCAUGUUUACGGGGCAGGCGAGGGAGUUUCCUUCACUCCGAGUGUGGACACGGCCGCAGCAUCGAGCUCUCAACUCUCCUCUCUGGUUAUUUCUCGCGACUCAUCCCUGUAGCUGCGCUGUGACUGGCUAACCUGCACACACACACACACACACGGGCUGAUCCAGGACGAGACCCGGGGGGGAGCAGCAGCAGCAUCUGCCGCCACCACCACCGUCCCUCCCUCCGCCCGGCACCUCGACUACUUCUGCUGCCGCUGCCAUCAUGUGCGACUGCUUCCACCUGGCCUUCCCCAACUGGCACGCCGCCUCCUCAGGGACGGGACCUGGUCGAAGGCUGAGAGGACCGGAGCCCGGCACAGAGGACGAUUCAACAUGUGACGGGCCAUCUCACUUAACAGAGGAAGUGAGGCCACGCCCUCAAGGGUCGUCCCCCGUCGAGGAGUAUCCUGAAACGGACAAAUUCACAGACAGUGACAAAGAGUGUGAAGCAGAGCAUGACACACGCCACAAAAGUGGGAGUGGAAAGAAAACAAAAAAGUCUGGCCGUGGGUCCAUGUUCGAUAAGCGCUCGACUCCAAAGAUGAGUAAACUGAAGGAAGUUCCCAGCCCCGAGUCUGAGGUGAUAGUGAAAACAGCCAACGAUGGAUGUGCAGAGGGUCUCAUUUAUGGUGGAGGGGGGAAAGAGGGCAUCUUCAUUAAGGAAGUGGUACCAGAGUCACCGGCCUCAAAAAGUCUGAAACUGAAAGAAGGUGAUCAGAUUCUGAGCGCCACGGUGUAUUUUGACAACGUGUCAUAUGAGGAUGCCAUUACGAUUUUGGAGCAUGCUCAGGCUUACAAUAUGAGACUCUGCUUGAAACGCAAACCAGACAUCACUGAGACUGAACCAGCCAUGGACUCCGACGUUAUCCCUGAGGAAGACCUUGGUGCUCCAGAGAUGAGGGAACAAGGAAAAACCAAAAGGCGUGGGGAUGCUCGCAUUUCAUGGCCAAAGUUUCCCUCCUUUGGAAAGGGCCGGAAGUCCCACUUCACAAGGUCUCACAGUUCCUCUGAGGCUGAUGAGCAGAGAAAGCUGGAGCUUAGCCCCACAACAAGUGACACAGAGUCACCUAUAAAAACUCAAGAUGCUCUCAAAGGCAAGAAGAGGCACAAAAUGAAGCUUUCUGCUCUGAAAAAGAGAGGCCGCGUAAGUUCAUCUGAAGACCAGGAGACAGACGCACCAACAAUCGGGCAGAUCAGUGGCGACAUUUACCAGACAGCAUCAGACAUGCUUUCCCCUGAUGAAUGCUUUGAAAGCCUCUCAGGAAAAGCACCUGAAGUCUAUGUAUCGAAGAAUCUGAAGGUAGUGGAAGAAAUAAGACUUGAGCAAAAUGAUCCAAAAAAGACUGUUCAACACAAGGUGGAACUGAUCAGUAUAGACAGCACUUUGAAAACAGCAGAUCUAACUAUGGCUCUGGCAGAUCAAGAAAGCCCCUCUGGUAUCAAGUCCCCCGAUGAGAAGAAAAAGAAGAAAGACAGGUCUGAAAUAAAAGUGAAAAUUUUGGGGAAGGAUAAAUCACACAAGAAAGAUACAAAAGCAAAAGCCUCACCAAAAAGGCUAAAAACCCUAGGGGCAAGUACAGAAGUAGCAGAUCAGCCUGCAAAUGAAAAAUCAGAUGUCAUUCCAAAGGUUGAAUUUGAUUUUUCUGAUGUCACAUUUAUGCGAAGAUCUCCACAGAAAGGUGAAGAACAAGCAAAGAAAGACAAGGACAUAAAACAAAAACAGGAAGCAAAGACAGGUCCGACAUUCAAACUGCCUAAAAUUGGCUUGAGUGACAUUUCAACUGAGGAAACUAUACAAAAACUAAAUGUUGAAGAAUGCCCAAAUACAAUUGAGAAGCUUAACAGUGCAGUGAAAGAGGAUCCAUAUGACAGACUGUCAAAAAGCAGUCAUUCCAGAACCCAACUUCCCAAACGUGAAGACAUUGAGAUUCCAGGUAUGGAGGACAUGUCUGUGAGGACCAGAGCCAAAGGAAUUAAAGAGCCCAAAGUGGUUCUAACAGGACAAUAUGAAGAAUUUCAAACCGAAACUGUGCAACUGUUAAUUGAUGUGGACAGUGUGAAAGAGGCAGUUUCAAAAUUGCCUGGAUUUAAGCUGCCAAAGGUUGACACAUGUGGAAUGCCUAUUCCUGAAGAAAUUACUGUGAUAGAUGCAAAUGCACAAAGAAUAUCAGUGAAAACACCUACAAAAGUUGCAGAUACCAAAACAAAACAUGAGGCGCACCUUACUAAAUUUGACAUAACUGCCUCUUCCGAAAUCACCAAGACUACUGUCAAACUACCAAAGAUUGCAACUGCUAAUUUAACCUCUGAGGGGCUUUUAAUUGAGACCAAGGUUGUUAAAGAAAUGGAGAAAGUGGACAAAACCAAGCUAAAACAAAGUGACAUAGAGUUCUAUAAACGAGAGGAUAUUACAAUUCCAGGCAAAGAAAGUCCAAAAAAAGACAUUGUAUUUAAAUUGCCAAAACAAAACAUCUUUGAGGAACAAGGCGAUUCAAUAUUCGGAGAAAGGACUAUAUUGCUCCAAGAAGUAACAACACCAGAAACUGAAACAAGAAAAGGCAAGGGGCAGAUUGGAGGAGUCACAUUGGAUGUCAAAAUACCAGAAAUCGAUUCCAUUGAGUUUAUUGAUUCAGUAAAUGGUUCCCCAGCCAAAAAGGGUGGUGGCGUUAGUCUCACAGGUUUUGGUGUUAAUCUUAAUGCUACAAAGCCAAAGGUUGACAUCUCCUUUCCACAGACCGAAAGUGAAGUAAAAGAUGUUGGAGCUGAGGAGCAUACAAUCAAACUGGCCAAAUUUGGAGCAGUUAGAAUAAAUGUGCCUGAUGUAGACAAGGACAUAAACACUGAUGGAUCAGAGGUAAAAAUAAUCCAGGGAGAGGGGGAGGAGUGCAAGUUUAAGAUACCAAAUCUUGGCAUAUCCAUACCAAAGUUGAAAGGAUCUAAAACUGAUUCAGGCCUUUCAAAGAAGGAUGCAACUGCAACACUACCAGAAGUUCAAGCUGGGGUCAAACUCUCAGAAGCCCCUGAGGUUGAUGUUACCCUUGGAAGCAUAGAUGUUUCUAUUCCAGAGCAAAAGGUAGAAGUUGAAAAACCUAGCUUGGAAAUCAAACCUCUGCAGAUGGAAGUUGAUAUUGAUGGACAAGGAAGCAAAUUGAAGAUGCCAAAGUUUGGAAUCAAAAUGCCAAGAAUGAAAGGACCGGAAUUUGAUUUAAGUUUGUCAAAGAAAGACGUAGACGUCACACUACCAGAAGCUAAAGCUGGGGUCAAACUUCCAGACGCCCCUAAGGUUGAUGUUACCCUUGGAAGCAUAGAUGUCUCUAUUCCAGAGCAAAGGGUGGAAGUUGAAAAACCGGAGUUGGAAAUCAAACCUCUGCAGACUGAAGUUGAAAUUGAAGGACAAGGAAGCAGAUUCAAAAUGCCAAAGUUUGGAAUUAAAAUGCCAAAAAUGAAAGGACCUGAAUUUGAGUUACGUUUGUCAAAGGAAGACGUAGAUGUCACAUUACCAGAAGCUAAAGCUGGGGUCAAACUCCCAGGAGCCCCUGAGGUUGACGCUACUCUUGGAAGCAUAGAUGUCUCUAUUCCAGAGCAAAAGGUGGAAGUUGAAAAACCUGAGUUGGAAAUGAAACCGCUGCAGACUGAAGUUGAAUUUGAUGGACAAGGAAGCAGAUUCAAAAUGCCAAAGUUUGGAAUUAAAAUGCCAAAAAUAAAAGGACCUGAAUUUGAUUUAAGUUCAUCAAAGAAAGACAUAGACGUUACACUACCAAAAGCUAAAGCUGGGGUCAAACUUCCAGAAGCCCCUAAGGUUGAUGUUACCCUUGGAAGCAUAGAUGUUUCUAUUCAAGAGCAAAAGGUGGAAGUUGAAAAACCUGAGUUGGAAAUGAAACCGCUGCAGACUGAAGUUGAAUUUGAAGGACAAGGAAGCAGAUUCAAAAUGCCAAAGUUUGGAAUUAAAAUGCCAAAAAUAAAAGGACCUGAAUUUGAUUUAAGUUCGUCAAAGAAAGACGUAGACGUCACACUACCAGAAGCUAAAGCUGGGGUCAAACUUCCAGAAACCGCUAAGGUUGAUGUUACCCUUGGAAGCAUAGAUGUUUCUAUUCCAGAGCAAAAGGUGGAAGUUGAAAAACCGGAGUUGGAAAUCAAACCUCUGCAGACUGAAGUUGAAUUUGAUGGACAUGGAAGCAGAUUCAAAAUGCCAAAGUUUGGAAUUAAAAUGCCAAAAAUAAAAGGACCUGAAUUUGAUUUAAGUUCAUCAAAGAGAGACGUAGACAUCACACUACCAGAAGCUAAAGCUGGGGUCAAACUUCCAGACGCCCCUAAGGUUGAUGUUACCCUUGGAAGCAUAGAUGUCUCUAUUCCAGAGCAAAGGGUGGAAGUUGAAAAACCGGAGUUGGAAAUCAAACCUCUGCAGACUGAAGUUGAAUUUGAAGGACAAGGAAGCAGAUUCAAAAUGCCAAAGUUUGGAAUUAAAAUGCCAAAAAUGAAAGGACCUGAAUUUGAGUUAAGUUUGUCAAAGAAAGACGUAGAUGUCACACUGCCAGAAGCUAAAGCUGGGGUCAAACUUCCAGAAACCGCUAAGGUUGAUGUUACCCUUGGAAGCAUAGAUGUCUCUAUUCCAGAGCAAAGGGUGGAAGUUGAAAAAACGGAGUUGGAAAUCAAACCUCUGCAGACUGAAGUUGAAUUUGAAGGACAAGGAAGCAGAUUCAAAAUGCCAAAGUUUGGAAUUAAAAUGCCAAAAAUAAAAGGACCUGAAUUUGAUUUAAGUUUGUCAAAGAAAGACGUAGACGUCACACUACCAGAAGCUAAAGCUGGGGUCAAACUUCCAGAAACCGCUAAGGUUGAUGUUACCCUUGGAAGCAUAGAUGUUUCUAUUCCAGAGCAAAAGGUGGAAGUUGAAAAACCGGAGUUGGAAAUCAAACCUCUGCAGACUGAAGUUGAAUUUGAUGGACAUGGAAGCAGAUUCAAAAUGCCAAAGUUUGGAAUUAAAAUGCCAAAAAUAAAAGGACCUGAAUUUGAUUUACGUUCAUCAAAGAGAGACGUAGACAUCACACUACCAGAAGCUAAAGCUGGGGUCAAACUUCCAGACGCCCCUAAGGUUGAUGUUACCCUUGGAAGCAUAGAUGUCUCUAUUCCAGAGCAAAGGGUGGAAGUUGAAAAACCGGAGUUGGAAAUCAAACCUCUGCAGACUGAAGUUGAAUUUGAAGGACAAGGAAGCAGAUUCAAAAUGCCAAAGUUUGGAAUUAAAAUGCCAAAAAUGAAAGGACCUGAAUUUGAGUUAAGUUUGUCAAAGAAAGACGUAGAUGUCACACUACCAGAAGCUAAAGCUGGGGUAAAACUCCCAGAAGCCCCUAAUGUUGACGCUACUUUUGGAAGCAUUGAUGUUGACUUUCCAGUGCAAAAGAUGGAGGUCAAUAAGCCUGAAUUGCAAAUCAAACCUCUGCAGACUGAAGGUGAACAUGACGGACAAGGAAGCAAGUUUAAAAUGCCAGAGUUGGGAAUCACGAUGCCGAAAGUAAGAGGACCUGAAAUUGAUUUGAGCUUAUCAAAGAAAGAUAUACAUGCCACACUGCCUAAAGCUGAAGCACAAGUCAAGCUUCCUGUUAUGGAACAUAGAGAAUCUGGUAUUAAAGUAGAGGUCAAAGCUCCAGAGAUUGCAGUUCACCAACAGGAUGUUGAAGGAUCACCAUUGAAAUUUAAGAUGCCAACAUUCAAACUACCAAAAUUUGGAGUUGGUACUCCAAACAUCUCGGUAGAAGGACCUGAUAUGGACAAAGAUGUAAAAAUCGAUGGAGCUGACAUUAAAAUGCCCAAAGAUGGGGCGACUAUUAACAUAACAGCACCCAGCGUUGAGGGUCCUUCAAUAGAUUUGAAAUCCAUGGGAACUGAAAAAGAUGACAAAGGAAGCAAAUUCAAAAUGCCCCAUCUUGGGAUCUCUAUGCCAAAGGGGAAAGGACAUACAUUUGAUUUAAGCCGGUCUAAGAAAGAUGAAGAUGUAACAUUUCCAGAGGCUAAAGCUGAAGUCAAACUUCCAGAAGCACCUAAAAUAGCUGUGGAGAUGAAAUCACCAGUGUGUGAGGUAGAAAUAGAUAGAAAAGGUGAAGAGUUUAACAUGCCAAAGUUUGGAAUGUCGAUGCCAAAGGUAAAAGGACCUGAAUUUCAUCUAGGCUUCUCAAAGAAAGAUGUGAAUGUCACACUGCCAGAAGCUAAAGCCGACGUCAACCUCCCUGAUGUUGAACUACAAGAACCUUCAGCUAAAGUAGAAAUUAAAGCUCCUGCGAUUAAAGUUGCAGCUAAAGAUACAGGUGGAUCACCUUCAAAAUUUAAAAUGCCAAGUUUUAGUUUCUCAAAGCCCAAAGUCAAAGGGCCUGUUAUAGAUUUAAGCUUAUCAAAGAAAGACACAGAUAUCACAUUACAAGACACUAACACUGAGGUCAAACUUCCUGAAGUCGCUAAAAUUGAUGUUAGUCUUGGAAAAGCCGAAGUGUUGAUUCCAGAGGCCAAAGUGGAAGUUAAAAAACCUGAAGUGCAAAUCAAACCUCAGCAGACUGAUGUUGAACUGGAAGGACAAGGAGGAAAGUUCAAAAUGCCAAAGUUUGGCAUCACAAUGCCAAAAGUAAAAGGGCCUGACUUUGAUUUAAGCUUCUCAAAGAAAGAUGUAGAUGUGACACUACCCAAGGCCAAAGCUGAGGUUGAAACCCCAGACACUCCUAAGAUCACUGUGGAUGUUAAACCAUUGGAGUGUGAAGCAGAAAUUGAUGGGCAAGGAAGCAAGUUUAACAUGCCAAAGUUUGGAAUAUCUAUGCCAAAAGUGCAAGGGCCCAAAAUUGAUUUAAGCGUAUCCAAAAAAGAUGUAGAUGUUAAAUUACCAGAGGCUAAGGCUGAUCUUGAACUCAAAGCCCCAGAAAUUGAUGUUAAUCUUGGAAAAGCAGAAGUUUCAAUUCCAGAAGCAAAGAUGGAGGUUGAAAAACCUGAACUGGAAAUAAAACCCCUAGAGACUGAAGGUGAACUUGAUGGACAAGGAAAUAAGUUUAAAAUGCCUAAGUUUGGAAUAUCAAUGCCAAAAGUAAAAGGACCAGAAAUUGAUUUCAGCAUAUCAAAGAAGGAUGUAGACAUCAGUCUACCAGAAGCCAAAACAGAAAUCAAUCUCCCUGAUGUUGAACUAAAAGAACCUUCUGCUAAAGUGGAAGUUAAAGCUCCUGAGAUUGAAGCUCAGUUAGGCAGCAUGAAAGGAUCACCAUCAAAAUUUAAAAUGCCUACAUUUAAAUUCCCCAAAUUUGGAGUUGCUGCUCCAAAUGUCAGCGCUGAAAUACCCGAUACAAACAAAGAAAUCAAAAUUGACGGAGCUCACAUGAACAUAUCUGCACCACAUACAGAUAUUGAUGUUCCGGAGGUUAAAGGAGAGGUCUACCUGCCAGAGGCUGAAGUCAAGGAACCAUUAAGUGACGUGGAGGUAGAUGCAAAAAUUAAAAAGUCAAGGUUUUCAAUGCCCAAGUUUUCCUUUUCAAAACCAAGUGUUAAGGCCCCAGAAGUUGAUCUCAGUGUUCAGGAUGUGAAUGUUGCACUUCCAGAAGGAAAGGUGGAAGUGAAAAUAGGGGAAGUGGAUAUGAAAUCACCAGAGCAUGAAGCAGAAGUUGACGGGCAAGGAAGCAAGUUCAAAAUGCCAAAGUUUGGCAUCUCAAUGCCAAAGGUUACAGGGCCUGACAUAGAUUUAAGUUUAUCCAAAAAAGAUGUAGAUGUGACAAUACCAGAAGCCAAAGCUCAAGUCAAACUCCCUGAUGUCGAUUUGAAAGGACCCUCUGCUGAAGUGGAAAUCCAACAUCCUGAGAUGAAAGUUGUGACAAAAGACAAAGACGGAUCACCGUCAAAAUAUAAAAUGCCGACAUUCAAAUUACCGAAAUUUGGAGUAGGCACUCCAAGUUCCACCAUAGAAGUACGCGAUAUGGAGAAAGAUGUCAAAAUCAAUGACGUUGACAUUAAUAUUCCUGAAGAGGUUCUGGCAGUUCACAUUGUAGCACCCAGUAUUGACACUGAAGGCAAAUCAAUAGAUUUGAAAACUACAACGACUGAAGAUGAAGAAAAAGGAAGCAAGUUUAAACUGCCAAAGUUUGGCAUCUCAAUGCCAAAGGUUACAGGGCCUGACAUAGAUUUAAGUUUAUCCAAAAAAGAUGUAGAUGUGACAAUACCAGAAGCCAAAGCUGAAGUCAAACUCCCUGAUGUCGAUUUGAAAGGACCCUCUGCUGAAGUGGAAAUCAAACAUCCUGAGAUGAAAGUUGUGACAAAAGACAAAGAAGGAUCACCGUCAAAAUAUAAAAUGCCGACAUUCAAAUUUCCAAAAUUUGGAGUAGGCACUCCAAGUUCCACCAUAGAAGUACCUGAUAUAGACAAAGAUGUAAAAAUCAAUGACGUUGACAUUAAUAUUCCUGAAGAGGUUCUGGCAGUUAACAUUGUAGCACCCAGUAUUGACACUGAAGGCAAAUCAAUAGAUUUGAAAACUACAACAACCGGAGAUGAAGAAAAAGGAAGCAAGUUUAAACUGCCAAAGUUUGGCAUCUCAAUGCCAAAGGUUACAGGGCCUGACAUAGAUUUAAGUUUAUCCAAAAAAGAUGUAGAUGUGACAAUACCAGAAGCCAAAGCUGAAGUCAAACUCCCUGAUGUCGAUUUGAAAGGACCCUCUGCUGAAGUGGAAAUCAAACAUCCUGAGAUGAAAGUUGUGACAAAAGACAAAGAAGGAUCACCGUCAAAAUAUAAAAUGCCGACAUUCAAAUUUCCAAAAUUUGGAGUAGGCACUCCAAGUUCCACCAUAGAAGUACCUGAUAUAGACAAAGAAGUCAAAAUCCAUGACGUUGACAUUAAUAUUCCUGAAGAGGUUCUGGCAGUUAACAUUGUAGCACCCACUAUUGACACUGAAGGCAAAUCAAUAGAUUUGAAAACUACAACAACUGGAGAUGAAGAAAAAGGAAGCAAGUUUAAACUGCCAAAGUUUGGCAUCUCAAUGCCAAAGGUUACAGGGCCUGACAUUGAUUUAAGUUUAUCCAAAAAAGAUGUAGAUGUGACAAUACCAGGAGUCAAAGCUGAAGUCAAACUCCCUGAUGUUGAUCUGAAAGAACCCUCUGCUGAAGUGGAAAUCAAACCUCCCGAGAUCAAAGUUGUGACAAAGGACAAAGAAGGAUCACCGUCAAAAUUUAAAAUGCCGACAUUUAAAUUUCCAAAAUUUGGAGUAGGCACUCCAAGUUCCACCAUAGAAGUACCCGAUAUGGACAAAGAUUUAAAAAUCAAUGAUGCUGACAUUAAUAUUCCCGAAGAGGUUCUGGCAGUUCACAUUGUAGCACCCAGUAUUGACACUGAAGGCAAAUCAAUGGAUUUGAAAACUACAACAACUGGACAUGAAGAAAAAGGAAGCAAGUUUAACCUGCCAAGUCUCAGUUUUGUGCCUCAAGGCCCUGACAUUGAUUCAAGCUUAUCAAAGACAGCGGUAGAUGUGACAAUACCAGAAGCCAAAGCUGAUGUUCAGCUCCCUGAUGUUGAACUAAAAGGACCAUUAGCCAAAGUGGAAAUUAAAGCUCCGGGAAUUGAAGUUCACACGAGUAACGUCGAAGGAUCUCCAUCAAAGUUUAAAAUGCCAACAUUCAAAUUGCCCAAAUUUGGAGCUGCUACUCCCCAGGUCAGUGUGGAAGUGCCUGAUGUGGACAAAGAUAUUAAAGUGGAUGGGUCUGAUUUGAAAUUACCCAAAGCAAAAGUUGAAGUCACACGUCCUGAUGUAGAAAUCAAAGAGCCUGUGGGUUCAAUAUCAGUAUCGCAGGCAUCAAUUGCAGAGGGUGAUGCCAAGUUGAAAAAGCCAAGGUUUUCAUUACCCAAAUUUUCAUUUUCAAAGCAAAGUACAAAAGAGCUUGAAUUUGAUGUCAGUGUUCCAGAAGUUGAUGUUUCUCUUCCAAAAGGAAAUGUGGAAGUUAUACCAUCGGAAGUGGAGCUUAAGGCACCAGAAGGUGAUGUAGAAGUAGAUGGGCUGGAAAGUAAGUUCAAAAUGCCAAAGUUUGGCAUCACAAUGCCAAAAGUAAAAGGACCCGAUGUUGAUUUAAGUUUCUCCAAGAAAGAUGUAAAUGUUACACAAACCAAGGCUGAAGUUGAGGUUGAUAUCCCAGAAGGUCCUAAAAUUGAUGUGGAUGUGAAACGAUUGGAGUCUGAAGCAGAAAUUGAUGGGCAAGGAGGCAAGUUUAAAAUGCCAAAGUUUGGAAUCUCAAUGCCAAAAGUUAAAGGUCCUGAAAUUGAUUUGAGCUUAUCAAAGAAAGAUUUAGAUGUCACACUCCCAGAAGCCAAAGCUGAGGUUCAGCUUACAGAUGUUGAAAUAAAACAACCCUCUGGAAAAGUGGACGCUAAGGCUCCUGAGAUUAAAGGUCAAACAAGUAUUGUCGAAGGAUCACCAUCAAAACUGAAGAUGCCAACAUUCACGUUACCCAAAUUUGGAGCUGCCACUCCAAAGGUCAGUGUGCAAGUGCCUGAUGUGGACAAAGACAUCCAAAUUGAUGGUGCAAAGAUGGAGGUAACUAAAGAGGGAGCUAUAGUGAAUGUUACAGCACCCAGCAUUGAUGCCGAAGGCCUAUCUGUAGAUGUGAAACCAAAAGAAAGUGAACUUGAAGGAUCAGAGAGCAGGUUUAAAAUGCCCAAAUUUGGAAUCUCAAUGCCAAAAGUAAAAGGGCCUGAAAUAGAUUUGAGCUUAUCAAAGAAAGAUGGAGAUGUCACAUUACCAGAGGCUAAAACUGAGGUCAAACUGCCUAGUUUUGAAGUUAAAGAACCCAAAGGUGACAUACUAGUGCCAGAUGCACCUACAGUUGAGACUGAAGCCAAGUUGAAACGACCAAACUGGACAUUUCCAAAAUUUUCAUUUUCAAGAACAAGUGGCAAAGCCCAUGAUGGAGAUAUGAACCUUGAAACACCAAAAGCUGAUGUUACAUCACCAGAGGUGAAAGCAGAAAUGUCUCUACCAGAUGUUGAAGUCAAAGGACCUUCAGGCAUUAUUUCAAUGGAAGAGCAACCUGCUGAAGAACUUGAUGGAAACUUGAAAAAAAGUAAAUUUUCAUUACCCAAAUUUUCUUUUUCAAAGUCAAGUGUUAACAUACCCGAAGUCAGUGCUGAGCUUCCACAAGUUGAUGUUUUUCUUCCAGAAGGGGAAUUAAGAGUCAGACAACCUGUAAUGGAAAUCAAAGCUCCUGAGCUUGAAGCUGAACAUGAUGUACAAGGAAGCAAGUUUAAAUUACCAAAGUUUGGCAUUUCACUGCCAAAAUCGGAAGGACCUGAAGUUGAUUUAAAUGCAUCACAGAAGGGUGUAGAUGUCACGAUUCCUCAUAGAGCAGAGGUCAAACUCCCUGAAGCUGAUGUCAAGGAAUCUCCAGCUAGUGUGGAGACUGAAGCAAAGUUGAAAGAUGUUGGAGGGUCGCCAUCAAAAUUCAAAAUGCCUACCCUGAAAAUGCCGAAGUUUGGAGGUGCUUCCUAUGACGUCACUGUAGAAGCAACUGGUCCAGACAAAGCUGAAAAUUAUGGAGCUAAACUUGAAGAGGAUGUUACUGUUAAAAUCAAAGGUCCAAGUAUUGAUAUUAAAACUGAUAUGCCCAAAGCAGUAAUGUCCGAUUCUGAAAAGCCAAAGACUGAGACUGACAGUGUGGGCCAGGGAUCUCCAAGUAGAUUCAAACUGCCAUUAUUUAAAAUGCCGAAUCUGGGUUUCUCAAAAUCCAAACCUGAAGAUGAAUGUGUCCCUGCUGACAAUGAAGGCAAAGACAAUCAGCUGGUAACAGAAGAAGAGAGUAAAUCUCCAAAGUUGACUUUGACAUCGUUUGGUGAGAUCCUGAAUAACUUUGAUGUUGAAUUUGAUGUUUCAAAAACAGACGACGGCGAACAAAAUCUUAAAGCCAUAAAGGAAGUCGAUGAAACAAGUGAACCCGGUGGAAAGCAGUUAGAGGAAAAGGAAACACAAAGUAAUACCAAGCAAGAUACUACUAAAAGUCCUGAGAAGACAAGUUGGUUUAAAUUCCCCAAGUUCGGACUGUCCUCCCCAUCAGAACCUGCCAAGAUUUCUGAAAAAGAUGAGCACAAGGAUGAAAAGACCCCGGUAGAUGAAACAGGGACUGAGGAAAUGAGCCCAACCAGUUCUAUCCAGUCAUCAGAUGCCUUCGCCGACGUUAGCUCUACAAUGACAAGUGAGUAUUUUUGUCCGUCUGCAUCUUCUCCGACCAAGGUCACUGCCAAAUACUCUGAUCCAAGUGCAGCCACAGAGAUUGAAGAGACACACACUAACAUCAUCACGUCCACUACGAGGACAGCACUGAUCUCGGUUGAGCCAAACAUGCCUGAGAAAAUCACCAUUCUGUCAUCUGGAGUUUCAUCUUCAUCAGAAGACACGCUCAAACUGGAAUCUGGAAAAAUACACGUCAUCACUACGAAUAUACAAGCAACCCCAGAAGCUCAGCAUGCCAAGCUACUGACUGCUGUUCAAGUCCAAUCGUCUGAAGGCCUUCCCCUACAAUCAGAGGAUAGAGAAGCCGCAUCAUGGACUGUGGAAGAUUCCCAAAGUGGCAAGAGAAGGGUCUUUGAGAGGCACUUUGUUCGGGAAACAUCAAGCGAAAGAAGCGAGAGCAAGGAAACAAUUGUCAUAACUAAACAAAUUACACAUAUAUUUGACUCAUCUGAGCCCAUCUCCGGUGAUACAGCGUCAUCCAUACAACGACUGAAAGACUCUAUGCACUCUGAGAAAAUGAGGUUCUUUGACGGAGCGGAGAAGUGAAACAACUCGAUGUAAAUUAUAUCUAAAGUUACAACGCAAUCCCUUGCUCGUUGGUCAUUGUCAUGUCAUUGAAAGUGAGAGAGUAAGGACUAAGAAAACAUGUUGACAACUGGACAAGGUAGCUCACGUUUAACUCAGUCUUCAUGUGCUAACUUCAAUCUCUGGUUGCAUGUUAUUGACCUACAAAGAGAUUGAUUAAUUCAAGUCACACCGACAAUGAGAUCAAGUUGUUAAUAAUUACUGCAAAUUACGACAGGGCUUCACCAAUGUGUUUGUCCUCCAACUCAUACGAGGAACUCUGUCGUUUUCUUAAAAUUGCACCUCUACCGGUGACAGGCGCUACUUCACAAAUACUUUUUUUUGCCUCACAGCAUCGUGGGCAUUAAACGAAUGGUUAAUGAGCUUGUAAAUGUGAGGGUGAUGGGUAGGUUUAGGGUGACAUGGCAGGUCGGUGGACUUUCGAACGACCACAUGUCGCUAUACGCCGUUUCAAAAACGACAACGUUCGUCGUAUGAGCUGGAGGACAGGCUCGUUUGCUCAUGGUGUACAACUAAACCAAGCCAUGUCUUUUAUUUAUCAGAACUACCAUAGUUUUUAAUGUACAAUUUUGAUCCAAGCUACAUGUGCUCUUACUAAUAAGAUGACAGCUCUCAGUGCUUCAAUUCAAAGGUGGUUGCCGCAAAAAUCGAUCAAUGUUACCGACAUUCCACAAUAAUUUUUAACAAUGACUUCAGCGUUGACAAUAGAGAAUAAUACAUUGAAAACACCAGUGCAGUAUUUGUUAAAAAAAGGAAUGUGUACAUGUAUCACCAUAUAUAUUCUUGUUGCUGUAGCUAAAAUGUAAAAGAAACAAUAGCAAUGCAAAGAUGAAAUCAAAUACUUAAUGCUCAGCCACAGCAAGUGAACUGCUGCAAAUAUAUUUUUACUAAUACUUUGCUACUUAGAACCUAAUUUGCUACAAUACAAUUAUUUUACCAUGAUUUCCUAUCUCUGGGUAAAGUAGGAGUAUAAAACUGGCUGUGUAAAUAGCUUUUAAUGAACUCUGGAGUUUUUUUUGAUCACUGCUCCUGUUUGUAUUGUAAACGGCUUUAACUCAAUGUGUUUGCAGAGUUAUAAACAGUAAAUAAAUAUUAUAAUGAGAAAAAAAUGUGUCUGAAUCUGAUGAUGACAGAUCUGUUUUAGAUGGUCUUAAUGCUUAUUGGUUGGUAGUGUUGUUCUUUUUCUUCCUGUUUAGUCCGCUUCAUUUGUAUCUUUGGAAAUAGAUAAAAUUAUGUGAAUUUUGUUCACAUUUUUAAAUACAUACACAUGGUUUAGUGCUAUCAAAUGUGGUCAAAGUGGGCUGAAUAUCGUCUUGCCAGACGUAACUGUAUUACAGAGACAUGUUGUUGUUCAACGUAAUAUCCAUCACUGACAUAGGAAGCAUUAAUACACAUGUAUUUGUACACUAGAGGGAGACACAGUCCACAAGUGCUGUAUAUCUGUAACAUCACUGUGUUCUUGGAUUGAAAUAAACAGUUAGAAAAUAUGAAUUAUCUGCAUGUCACACAGUGAAACAUGGCUUUGCUGGCUUGAUGACAAAAAUGACUAUAUUUACAUAUAUGCAGUGGUAUAACAUAAUUAAAUAUAUUUCUUUCAAUACCGGUACAGGUUAUCAGGUAAUUGUACUUUGAGUAUUUGCCUUUGUACUUCAACUCCGCUACAUUUCAGUGGUAAAUGCACUGUGCAACAGUAGCCUAUACAUUUGCAUUAUAGAUUUUAUGUACAAAAUAUAUUACAAGAUUAAAAACUAAUGCUUUGUCAAACACUCAACUAUGAAACAGCAGGUAAACCAGAAUUUUACUGAGGAAUGAAUGCGUAUAAUGAUGUUUGUUUUGAAUAUCCCAUUUAUCUUGUUGUGGUAAGGUUAAGGUUUGCAGAGUUAACUGUAAAGUAAUGGGUCUGAAUUUGACAAACCCUGAUGGUAAUUCAAUUUCUUUACAUUUUAAUGUUUCUUGUGAUUUAAGGAAGAAGCUUUUUAUU